Perca fluviatilis (European perch) is the source of this 2627-nucleotide messenger RNA. RefSeq names its product ALK and LTK ligand 1 (gene alkal1). The transcript is spliced from 6 exons. Bases 653 to 1123 code for a protein of 156 amino acids. Lineage: Eukaryota; Metazoa; Chordata; Actinopteri; Perciformes; Percidae. Gene Ontology annotation, biological process: positive regulation of ERK5 cascade; positive regulation of ERK1 and ERK2 cascade. Gene Ontology annotation, molecular function: receptor signaling protein tyrosine kinase activator activity; receptor tyrosine kinase binding. The record is from RefSeq and is a predicted model, not a curated record.
AGAAGGGUGGAAAACUGCCGGAUGGCUGCUCCUGAAGGCGCAUUCUCUGCAGCGCUUAGGCGGUCACAAGACUUGGACAUCGGUGAGCAAAAACAUCGACUUGCUGACAGGUCAGCUAGAAGCUUACAGGCCCACAGAUUCUUCUCUUCUCUGUAUCCAACAUCCAACAAGUUGGUCCAUUUGGAAAACGACUUUCCUGCGCGGUGCUGCGCCACGGUCUUUGUCGUUUAUUUUCUUCAAUGGAAAAAUCAGUGGGGCUCUUUUUUAAUUGUUAAACCAUUACUCUGUCCGGAAAGGGUGAUUUUUAUUUGGAGCUGAAAAGUCCUGUUAACCUACAACUAGUGAUGUUUUGGUGCGUAAAGGAGGGGCGCAUGCCAAAGUGAGCGAAUGCCACUGGAAGAAAUUGCACCAAAGAUGUCAACAUUGCCUUACCACCCACACGAAAUCGAUUGUAUUACCUUCAACAAGGUGGCUCCUCGUAUAAAUAGGGACGCAUUAUUUCAAGAAAGACGGUGGUGAGCGCAAUCUGCUGGCUGUACUCUUUCUCUCUCCUAUCCGGACCACAGACAACGCCUGGGAGAAUUUGCUGAAGACAACUGUGUCCACUCUCCAGGACAUAAGCAUAUUUAACUCCUAAACUAACACUGAAGUCAUGCAGGCGGAGAGGAAAUGGCACAUUUUGUUUACUAUCUUCUUCCUGCUCAUUACCUCGGGCCAGUGUAUGGACAGCAAGGACUUCAAGCAGAAAGAAAGAAGGACCCUGUUGGAUCUAAUCUUACAGGUUAUUAGAGACAGCCAGCAAAGGGAAAAACCCGUCUUCAGGCGCUGUAGCAGUGGACUCACUUCAGCCCAAGACAUGAAGUUCUCCUCCCGGGAAAAGCCUUUCUAUGUUCCUAGGCUGGAUAACAGUAGACUCAUAGAAAUUGUUCCUAGAGAUGUAAACAUGAAAGGCAAAUUCAUUCAGCAUUUCACAGCAGGACCAGUCAAGUUCUCGUCGGAGUGCAGGACACACUUUCAUAGACUUUAUCACAACACAAGGGAUUGCUCAAGACCAGCAUAUUACAAAAGAUGUGCAAGACUGCUAACACGAUUAGCAAUGAGUCCACUCUGCAUGCAAUCGUAGAUAUUGCAUGUAAUAAUUGAAGAGGGACAAAUGUGUUGCCAAGGAAGUGCCUUCAAAUCCACAGCAGUCAUAUGAACAUUGUUGUGUUUAUAGUGUUUCUAUUUUUGUUGUUUUUGUUGUCAUUAUUGUAAAUGCUGAUGGACAUUGUUGGUUUUUGAAUGGAUGUGCUUUUUAUUUUAAUGUACCUGUAUGUACCAUAUAUUUGUGAGGAAACAUUCAUUUAAUAUUAAAUGCACCUAUUUAUUGAAAGGGUAUGUAUAUAAUAAUUUCACAAACAUCCAAAUUAAGAUUAUUUUGGUUAUAAAAGUCAUAUCUGAUGGAGAGGAAGCAUUUAUGUAAUAUAAUAUAUAUAUAUAUAUGAAUUCCUUUUCCACUAUAUGCUGAUAUUAUAUUCUGAAACUGGUCUGAAAGAUCUGUCACGCUCCUCCGUUGUCUUCAUUACAUUUUAUUUGGCACUUGAGUGAUUGCUGACAAUGAGAACAUAUGGAAUGAUGUGGUGAUAUGCACUGCAGUAUUAAACAAUAAAGAAAUAUUGAAGCACAGCAUAUUUUGCUAUUAUUGGAGAUGAGGGGGAUGAGGGUAAGUGUAUGUGGUCUUUUAAUGACGGCCCGACAUUUAUCCCAGCCUACAGUCUUGUCCUCUGCUCAGUGUCAUUUCAAUUUGUAAAAAGCACUAAACAAAACUGGAUUUCAUUCCAAACUUGUUGCAGUAAGAAUAUUUUUUUCUCUUUCUGGCUCAAACAUUACUCUUUUAUUUUUCAGCUCUUUAAUGAUGCGGUCUCCCCUGUCCCUCCCUGCUCCUCUUAGCAGGUGUUUCCUUUGCUGUAUACAUACUAACAAAAAUUUGUUGCAAAAGUUCUGGCAGUCAGUCACAGCUGUCAGAUAUCUUGGAUUCUGGGACUCAACAGGAUGUUGAGCAAUUCAGAGUAUUGCAAAAGAAUAGCAAAAGCUUAGCAAACUCCUUAAGUGAUCACAUGUGCAAGGCAUUUGAAACGUUUGUAGUUUUCUACGGGUAUUAAAUUGUGUAGCUAUAUAUUAAUGUAAGUGGAUGAUCACAGUUUUAUCUUUUUUUCUUACUUUGGAGUGUCUUUUUGCCUUUUCGAAGGCUUGGCACAUUGCUUUGGCAAGAGUUUCUCGUACAGUUGAAAAAGCAGUUUAGGAGGUAAAACUAUUUCAAGCAAACCUGUUCCACAUCAACACAAUCCAAUGUGCCUGCAGACCACGAGCCUCAGACUAGCUGAAAUCUGAUAUGCGGCGAACAUGUCUAACUUGACUUUGUGCCAGACAAGAAAAGUGUCAGCAAACAACAUGUAUGGGAAACUUAAGAGAUUAAAACAAACAAAGCUGCAAUUUCCUCACAUUAGCUAUCUGAUGGUAGAUAAAGGCAUCAGAGCUGCCAUUCAAUGCAACGUUUCUUGAUCAUUGUGUAUUUCUGUAAGGAGUUUAAAUGACCUAACCUUACAGUAACUAUAAAGUCCUGACAAAAUAAACAGGAUCCAACAUUC